Syngnathoides biaculeatus (alligator pipefish) is the source of this 3077-nucleotide messenger RNA. RefSeq names its product transmembrane protein 138 (gene tmem138). The transcript is spliced from 5 exons. The coding region runs from base 527 to 1015 and encodes 162 amino acids. Gene Ontology annotation, cellular component: cilium. Lineage: Eukaryota; Metazoa; Chordata; Actinopteri; Syngnathiformes; Syngnathidae. The record is from RefSeq and is a predicted model, not a curated record.
ACAGUUUUAAAUUUCGUUAACGUGGCUAAAUUCGUCUCAUAACUAUUCUAAGACACCCUGUAGUUGUGUAUUACGGUAGAGGGUUCCGUUACCAUGGAAAAUACGGAAAGCGACUGCCGAAAAGCAUUUGGGGGCUUCAAGUGGACAUGAUUGUCUCCCGAACAAUUCGGACUCCAAGGAUUUCGUUGUUGUUGCAGUUUUAAUCAUUUCGUGUGCCAAACUUCGUGUUCUCGUGGAUUCUGUCGGGAAGAAGGUAUUUUCGAAUCCUUACUGGUAAUUCAGCAUGAGGGGACCUUCUGUGGAUCCAGCCACGAUGUUAGCAGUCAUUUCUUGGACUACUUGGAAUCUUUGGAAAACAUUUCACACUUGUAGAGACCUCACAGGAUGUUUCUGAAUAAUUAAUAAUUAUUUUUGGAAGUACGACUCUACUACACUUCCUCACAAUGUGAAUGAACUCCAGCAGUUCUUCCAGAACAAAAGAAUCAAGAAUUCAUGUAGCUGUACAUGUGAAGAAAGUGUUGUUGAGAUGCUGCAGACGGGCAACUACUCCUUGGUGCUCCUGAUCCAGCUCACGCUGCUGGCUUUUGACCUUUUCGUCAACUCCUUCAGCGAACUGCUGAGAGGAGCAGCCGUCAUCCAGCUGGUGCUCUUCAUCAUCCAGGACAUCGCCAUCUUGUUCAACGUGAUCAUCGUCCUGCUGAUGAUGUUCAACACGUACGUGUUCCAGGUGGGCCUGGUCUCCCUGCUGCUGCAGCGCUUCAGAGCUCUGCUGCUGUUCUCCGCUCUCUACCUGACCCUCAGCAUCUGUCUACACAGCUGGGUGUUGAAUCUAAGAUGGAGAGCGUCGAACCGCUUCAUAUGGACGGAUGGCCUUCAAGCUCUUUUUGUAUUCCAGAGGAUAGUGGCAGUGUUGUAUUAUUACUUGUACAAGCGCACAGCCGAGUACAUGGGGGACCCGAGGCUCUACGUGGACUCUCUUUGGCUGCGCGAGGCCUUUGCCAGAGCUCGACAGUAGAUCCAAAAGAAAGCCGCCGGAUUUUAUUUGCUAUUAAGCUCCUGCUGUUAGUGAAUAUUUAUGUAGCAACUUCAAUACUCUCAAAGCGCUUUGACACUAUUGUUGCCUCAUAGACCGAGCACCCCAGGUAAAUGUCGGGUCUGGAGUCUUGCUCAAAGACACUGAAGAAGAACAAGGUGAUCACAACUCAAGCCCCACUGACAAAAGAAGGCACGUCUGUGUUUGUUUACUAUUCCCAAGCGGGCUGUCUGUUUAAAUCUUUCCACUGGCAGGGAAACCAAGGGUGGCAGAUUGUAUUAAUCAGGAUUGAGCCUUGUAAUCUGCUGUACGUGGCCUUUGUACUCGACUCUUGAGUAGGAGACUGCGUAGCAAAAUAAUGUUACGAUGCAUUUUUAUCUAUUGUAGACCUCUUUACUGACCAUCAAUCACUUAUACACAUAACUUGUUUCCACACCAAUGAAAAAUCCCAAGUCAGAGUAUGUUUACAUGAUGCCAGUGAGUGAAUCCAGUCAUCUGUCAGUGGGGAUCUUUUGAACUGUGUUAGUUUUUUUUUUUUUUUAAAUUAAAAUAUCCUUCUCUAAUCCUGGUGCAAUCUAUCACUGCAUAUUAUCUUCGAGACAAGGUGAAACAGACUGCUCUAUUUUUAACAAAGAUUAAUUAGGAUUUAGGUACCAUGAGUACAACAAGCCAUGAAUAGUUGCCCGGGUGUCAUAUAUAACCUUUCCGCUGCAGGUCAAGUUGCUAUUGUACACGUGAAUGGCUGGUGCCUGUAAUUCAGGGGUGUCAAACUCAUUUCUCUCGCGGGCCACGUUGUAGUUCGGGUUUCCCUCAAAGGGUCGUUUUGACUGUGAAACAAAUGUUUAAUCGUUUCAUCAUGUUUGCAUAAUUUAUGAACCAGAAUCCGAAUCAGAAAUCAAGGGUAACGAGUUAUUCAACUAUUCAUGUUUCGUAACACAAAAACGCUUGUAAUAUCUCAACUUGAUCAUUUAUGACGUAUGACAAUUUGAAAUUUUGGUAAAGAUUUUUACAAGAAUCAUGGAAAUGGAAACUAUAGAUUUGGGUUCGCAAACCAUAUAAAAUCACGUGGUUGGCCGGAUCUGGCCCCCGGGCCUUGAGUUUGGUAGCUGUGUUGUAAUUGGAUGUAUAACACAUAGUGGUGGGAAAAAGUGUUUGCCCCCUUUGAUUUCUAUUUUUUUCUGCACGUUUGUCACACUUCUGCUUUCUCAUUAUAAAAUCAAUUUAAAUAUUAGUCAGACAACACAACAUGCAGUUUUAUAUGGUUUUUAUAAGAAAACAAAAAUCUAACCUACAUGGCGUUCGUGUGAAAAAGUGAUGGCCCCGUAAACCUCGUAACUAGUCCGGCUACCCUUAAAAACUGCAAUCGAGCAUUUAGGAUUACUUGAAAUUUUAGCACUAUUGAGGAAUUGUGGCCCACUCAUUUCUGAAGAUGCAGCGAAUACACCGAGAAUGCCCGAUCUCAUAAACUCAGCAAGCAAGUAGGGUAGGUUCUGGUUAGUACCUAGAUGAGAGACCAUUUAGGAAUACAAGGUGCUAAAAUUGGGCAUUAAGCCAAUCAUCUUCACCCAUUCAGAGGUGGACUUACUGACUGUGACCUCUUGGAAUUGUCGCUGCAGUUUAGCAGUAAUCUUAAGAAGGUUCAGAACUGUUCUGUUUUUUUCACCAUUUGUGGAUGACACGUCUCACUGCAGUUUGCUGGAGUCCUAAAGCUUAGGAAAUGGCUAUAAGAUUCUCCAGUGUGAUAGAGCUCAGUUACUUGAUUUCUAAUCGUUUCCUGAAUUUCUUUAGACCUUGGCAUGAUGUCUAGCUUUUGAGGACUUUUUGGUCUAGAUAACUUUGCCAGGCAAGUCCCAUUAAACCAAUUUCUUGAUUGACAAUUCUUACAGUAUACCGGCUGGGUGUUCCGAGAGAAAUUGAACUCAGGUAUGAUAAAGUAGUUUGUUUUAAUGAGUGCACAAUCAGUUUUUCACACUGGGCCACAUAUGUUUGGAUUUAAUUCUCCCUUUAAUAAAAAAUGAUUAAAAAACUGCACGUUUUCUUUUUU